Messenger RNA from Magnolia sinica, 2174 nucleotides. RefSeq names its product epsin-3-like. The coding region runs from base 636 to 1685 and encodes 349 amino acids. The transcript is spliced from 4 exons. Gene Ontology annotation, biological process: endocytosis. Gene Ontology annotation, cellular component: clathrin vesicle coat; plasma membrane; endosome. Gene Ontology annotation, molecular function: phospholipid binding; clathrin binding. The record is from RefSeq and is a predicted model, not a curated record. Lineage: Eukaryota; Viridiplantae; Streptophyta; Magnoliopsida; Magnoliales; Magnoliaceae.
AUCUUCUGAAUAUCCAAUCCAUCCAUCAUUUUUUCCAGCUCGUUUUAGACCAUGGUCCAAAAAAUAAAGCAGAUUCAAAUCUCAAGUGGACCACACCACAGGAAACAGUGUUCAUUGACCAUUAAAAACUUCGGGUGGGCCACAUAAGUUUUGUAUUAAGAUGAUAUUUGUAUUUCCCAUCAUCCAGGUCUGUUUAACAUUAUCAACAGUUUGGAUGGCCAAUAAACAUAAUGUUGGGUCCCAGGAAUUUAUUAAUGGUGGCCAUUCAAUGACCACUGUUUUCUGUGGUGUGGUCCACUUGAGAUUUGAAACAACUUCAUUUUUUGAAUUAUAUUCUAAAAUAGCUGAAAAAACUGAUGGACGGAUUGGAUAUAAAACGAAUCCAUCAAGUUGGGCCCCACUGUCAGUAACACACCCACUUUAGUGGCUACCAUUGUAAUUUCCACCUCCCAUGUCCCACAUUUACAUCAUCAUCUCCUUCUAUAACAAUCUAAAUUCCAUGGAUUUCUCUCCUUUGAAUUCAUCCCAUUGGAAUUUGUUGCCUUAGUGGAGUAGUUGUGUUCUCAUCUACGAGUCCCACAUAAGAAACCAAUCCUCACCAUUGAUCUCUUUCUUCUUCUCCGAUCACUGCCAAUAUGUCGUCCAUCGUUGGAAGCAACAACAUGGGUACUCCUUUUUUCCAUGAAUUGAAGAAGCAAGCAUCUUUCUUUCUCAGAGAGAAGAUCAAGACAGCCCGGUUGGCGCUGACCGAUGUAACCCCGGCCGAACUACUGACGGAAGAGGCGACGAAUGGGAAUCCAUGGGCGCCUGACACACGAACCAUGGGAUUGAUAUCGCGGGCUGCAUUCGAAAUCGAUGAUUAUUGGAGAAUUGUGGAGAUUCUGCAUAAAAGGUUAGCAAGAUAUGAUAUAAAGCAUUGGAGAGAGUCUUACCAGGCUUUGGUAUUGCUAGAACACCUUAUAACACAUGGGCCGGAGAGCGUUGCAGCAGAGUUUCGGAGCGAUCAAGACGUUAUUCGGGAAUUGGAGAGCUUUCAAUACAUCGACGAAAGAGGAUUCAAUUGGGGUCUGACAGUAAGAAAAAAAUCUGAGAGGAUACUUCAGCUGCUGGAGAAAGGACCUCUCCUGAAAGAAGAACGUGAUCGAGCUCGUAAGCUUACUCGCGGGAUCGAAGGAUUCGGGAGUUUCUGCCAACGAUCAUCCUCUUCAGCAGACAAAGAACAGUCUUUCAAUACUUAUGGGAGGUGUAAUUCUCAUUAUUCUGGUUACAGCCGAGAGGAAGAUCUGCUUUCGUCCUUGAAAGAGGGAGGUUCUAUCAAGCAGGACAAAAGCAAUGAACAGAACAAAGAGAUCUUCAGCUCCUUUGAUCAAGAUAAGGAAAUGGAGAAUUCAAAUCCUUCGGGCAGUUUCAAUAGACUCCAGAUUUUCAAGAAUGAAGAAUUCUUACGGCAACCGCUCAAAGAAAAUAAGGCCCAUCGGAGCUUACAGAAUAGCAGGAAGGUGAGUACAACUCCUAUGAAGAAACACCUGCCGGAAGAAUUCAACAAGCAGAAUCAAGGGCAGGCACCAAACCCACUUCUGGAUUUGAAGAAAAACAAUCCAAAGAUUGAAUCUUCAGUAGAAGAAGAUCACCCAUUUAGCACUUACGAAAAUCAGACAACUGCAUCGCUUCUUUCUCUGAGUUAGAGAUGAGAUAAUCUUACUUGUUGGAAGUUUCUCGCUUUCAGGACCAUGGUCAGGGAUGUCUGAAUUCGACUAUAAAGAUGAAUAUAUGAUUUGGGAUUUCAACCUGGCGAUCUGUCAUGUGGUGUGCUUGCAGAUGCUAGUCUGUGUUUGGGAUGUACCAGUGAAUUGAAUUGCGAUUCAGUUCAAUUGAAACGCACUUUCGAAUGUCUGAAUUUCAGUAUAAAGAUGAAAUAGGAUUUGGGAUUUCAAUCUCAGAGUCUGCAGAUUUAGUUACACAGCCAGACUGUGUUUAGAUGUGCCAGUGAGUUGAAUUGUGAUUCGGGUGAAUUGAGGUGAAAUGAAGUUUCCUAGUAUUCCUAGUGAGGAGUAGCCCUCUCUAAUUUCGGGUUAUAUUUCCUUCAGGUCCAGCUUGGAAGAAACAUAUUUGUAAUUUGGAUCCUAAAUUCUCAAUAUGUAUGCUGCUUAAUGAAACUAGUAAUUGCAAUUCAA